Messenger RNA from Olea europaea var. sylvestris, 1408 nucleotides. RefSeq names its product serine/arginine-rich splicing factor RS40-like. The transcript has 6 exons. Gene Ontology annotation, molecular function: RNA binding. The coding region runs from base 466 to 1101 and encodes 211 amino acids. The record is from RefSeq and is a predicted model, not a curated record. Gene Ontology annotation, biological process: mRNA splicing, via spliceosome. Lineage: Eukaryota; Viridiplantae; Streptophyta; Magnoliopsida; Lamiales; Oleaceae. Gene Ontology annotation, cellular component: nuclear speck.
UGCAGGAAGCUUUCAGGAGCACAAUGCCCAUCUUUUGCGGUAACCUGGACUUCGAUUCUCGCCAGUCCGAGGUUGAGCGUCUUUUCAGAAGAUAUGGACGGGUUGACAGGGUGGAUAUGAAAUCUGGAUCAAUUGGAAAUUCCAUGAUCUUCCUGGAUGGAUGGUUCUCUGCAUUUACUUAGUGACUUGUACCCAAGAUUCAUGUUCUUCUGUUUGUUCAAAAGAACCAAUAUGCUCUGCGAUGGUCCUACCAUCCUACACUUCCCCAAGACCAUUGUCUUUGCAUUCCUCCUGUCUUUGCUCAGUAUUCAAUUUCCGACUUGUUCCCAAAUAUAUAUAAAGUUCAUCUCAGAUCCAAUGGCAGGUGUUGUGUUUUCUCCAUACAGAUUUUUAGUUCCCCCACCCGUUGAUUAGCAGGGAUUUUGGGUGAUAACAAGUUUUUAGUCUGGCUUUGCUUUUGUCUAUAUGGAAGAUGAGCGUGAUGAGGAGGAUGCAAUCCGGAGACUUGAUAGGAUAGAGUUUGGCAGAAAAGGACGCCGACUUCGUGUUGAACGGACAAAGCAGCAUGAACGUGGUGGUAGAAAGCCUGAUAGGUCUAGAAGAUCUUCAGCUAACACAAGGCCAACAAAAACUUUGUUCAUAAUCAACUUUGAUCCUAUCAAUACCAGGACCACAGAUCUCGAAAGGCAUUUUGAAUCAUUUGGAAAGAUAUCUAAUGUUAGGAUCCGAAGGAAUUUUGCAUUUGUGCAAUUUGAGUUGCAGGAGGAUGCUACCCGAGCAUUAGAAGCGACUGACAACAGUGAGUUUAUGGAUCGAGUUAUUUCAGUGGAGUAUUCAAUUCGUGAUGAUGAUGACAGAGGAAAUGGGCACAGCCCUGACAGAAGAGGUCGUGAUGCCUCCCCCAAUAGAAGGGGCUAUGGUGCAGGACGUUCCCGAAGUCCUUAUCGCAAGGAUAGGAGUAGUCCCGAUUAUGGGCAUGGAUCAGUCCUAGAUUCUAGAUCCAAGCUAAGUCCAAGUCCUGAUUAUCGCAGAUCAGGAAGCACUGCCAAUGAAAGAUACAACAGCCGUUCAUCAUCCCCUCGUGAAAGAUUUCGUUCCUGAGAAGGAUAUAAGAAGAGUUCUUUGCAUUUUCUACCAUCUUUUUUUAAUCUAUAAUUGAUUCUCUUUCUACCUCUUCUAUCUGUAAUGCUUUAUUUGAACGAGGUUAAUCGACUUGUCAUUUGCAUGCUUCUUGUAGAAUAAAGAAUUGUCCCUUUUUAGGAAAAAAAAAAAAGGAGAAAGACUUCGGAUUUUGACGUAGUGUUAUGCCUCUUCUGGUUUGCGUACUAUACAUUUUGAUUUACGUCUUGUAAUUUGUGGAGCUUAAAAUGUUCAAUUAAAUGUCUUUCAUGACAAUCCGUUUAUGGUU